Molecule: messenger RNA, 1830 nt
Organism: Stegodyphus dumicola
Lineage: Eukaryota; Metazoa; Arthropoda; Arachnida; Araneae; Eresidae
Gene: Tmhs
Product: Tetraspan membrane protein in hair cell stereocilia
Biological process (GO): sensory perception of sound
Cellular component (GO): plasma membrane
Source: RefSeq, a predicted model, not a curated record
CGUACAGCUGUCUUCAUACUUGUCUCAGACUCAACCACCAGCAAGAUGGAUCCUAAAUAUGAGUACAAUUCUGAAGCCAGUGGAUAUCACGCGAAUUAUAUGAGAAAUUCUAAAGCUAUUGGUGUCCUUUGGGGGGUAUUUACCAUAUGUUUUGCCAUUAUUAACGCUGUUGUUUUCAUUCAACCGCAGUGGAUUGGUGAUACGCCUGAUAGUCGAGGCACCGGAUAUUUCGGCUUAUGGCAGUCUUGUCGCCAGAGCAUCCAAGACGGCCAGGAGUUGGUAUGUCAGGGUAGAUUAGACGAUUUUGGAUCAAUGCUAUCCCCUGCAUUCAGGGUAGCUACAAUUUUUAUAGGUCUGUCAGCAGUUGCGAUUGCAAUCUGCAUACUAUGUAUGUUCUUAUUUUUGGUCUGUCAUUCCUCAACUGUGUUUCAUAUAUGCGGAUGGCUGCAAGUAUUAUCGGGUGCCUGUAUGAUAGUGGGCGUUGUUUCCUUCCCCGCUGGUUGGGACUCGGAUGCAGUGAGAGAGGUUUGCGGUCCAGAAGCAGAUGAUUAUGAUAUUGGCCAGUGCGGUGUUCGAUGGGCAUACAUACUGGCAACCAUUGGGAUUUUCGAUGCAGUCAUCCUGGCAGCUCUAGCGUUUCUUCUUGCUACUCGUUAUGUAAAAAUUACUCCAUCCGAACCUCUUGUACCUAAUGGUUCUAUUUACAAAGGUGAGGUCAACAGUGCUUUCCUGGCGGAUACACAAUCCUUAGCUUCUCGCAAAUCAUUAGCUUUGCAACCAGUAGUUCUGAUGCCUCAAGCUAGAGACCCAGAACGUAUAUCAGAAUUUUCUCAGAGGACAGGAAGAUCCAAAGCCAGUCAUUAUACAUCAUCUGUUCACAAUUUUCAGCUUUAAAUAAGACUGUAGGAUGAGAGAAAGAAUCAUGAAUAACUUGCGAGCAGAAUGUUCUCCAGAAUGCAUUUUGUAUACUAACAUAAUUCCUAAGUAGAUGCCACUAACAACUCAUCAUUCAUAAAAAAAUAAUUUAUUGACUCUUUUGUAAUAUAUAUGCAUCGAAAGGGUCGUAAAAUGCUUCUAUUAAAGGGUCAGAUAAAGUUCCCAAAUUAUCUGAUCGCUUGCAAUCACUCUGACAUGAGAAUGCUCUCAACGCAUUUGAAUAAUGACAGGGACAAAUAGCUAACUCUGCUGUGAUCAUAAUUCUGCAGUUAUUUUCAUGUUUUGCAAUCAAUAGUUAAAUUGCAUAAGUAUAUAAUUCUAAUUUAUUUACUAGGAUUCUCUCAAUAUAUUUAUUGUGAGCUGUUAUUAACAGAACUGUGGAAUGUGAAGAUUUUUCAGCUUAUAUCUGAUAUCUUUUUCUGUUGUAAAAUACCCUAUAUUGAUGAAAUAAUAUUUUCUCCUUGGCUAUUUUGACUGCAUAAUGAUGUGGGUUGCAAUACAUUUACUUGACAUAUAUUUGAGAAUGCUUAGGGUAAUUAUUUUCCCUAUAAGGAGGGACGGAUUAAAUAUAUAUAUAUAUUACAUUAAAUUAAUAUUAUUUAAUGUAAUAUAUAUAUAUAUUUAAUUUUACUGAAAUAAUUUUAAAGGUUGCUAUUUCAUUUUAAAGUUACAGGGAUGAAAAUUUCAAUGAGUUAUAAAUAAAAAAAACAUUGUCAUCACAUAAAAAGGUAAUAAAUUAGAGAUUACCUUUUACAUUUUCCAGCAAAUUGCUAUACAGUCAAAAGUCGUUAAUUCGGACAUCCAUAAUCCAUAAUGAUCUAUAAUCCGGACCUCAAAGCUACAAACUUCCUGCGCAUGCGUCAAGUUGACGCAUGCGCGUAAGACCUUUACGGC